Messenger RNA from Eimeria acervulina, 5916 nucleotides. RefSeq names its product ubiquitin carboxyl-terminal hydrolase, putative. Gene Ontology annotation, biological process: protein deubiquitination. The transcript has 12 exons. Lineage: Eukaryota; Apicomplexa; Conoidasida; Eucoccidiorida; Eimeriidae. The record is from RefSeq and is a predicted model, not a curated record. Bases 1 to 5916 code for a protein of 1971 amino acids. Gene Ontology annotation, cellular component: nucleus; cytosol. Gene Ontology annotation, molecular function: cysteine-type deubiquitinase activity; cysteine-type endopeptidase activity; protein binding.
AUGUCGAAGCAGCAGCAGCACCAGUUGCAGCAGCAGCAGCUGCUGCUGCAGCAGCAAGCAAUGGAGGAGGGAGACACGACGCCUCCAGCUUCCCCCGUGGAUGGUGCGGAUAUGGAUCAACAGCUGGAGCAGCAGCAGCAGGAGCAGCAGCAGCAGCAGCCAACUGUCUGCCGUAGACCUGCUGCUUUGUCUCCUUCUGCUCCGAUAUCGCCUCCCCCUCCUCAGCAGCAGCAGCAGCAGCAGCAGGGUGUUCACCAUUCCCUUCCUGAUUAUUCUUUAAAGUCGCUUCCUCCUCCUUCUGCAUGGGAGCUAGACUUCUCAGUUGCAGGGUUUUUGUCGCGGUAUGGAAGCAGCAGCAGCAGCAGCAGCAGCAGCAGCGGUGGCAGUGGGGGUGCAGGGGAUUCUUUAGGGGAGUUGCUGACGCUGUACAGCGACUGGAAGGAGACACCUGCUGUUCGUUUUCGCUUGAUGCUGCACCCUGUCUCCCCAGUAUCAGGGAGCGGAAGAGACAGGAGACAGCUGGGUGCGUUUGUAGAGACAGCUCGUAGAGAGGACUUCCCUCAAGACUGGGCGUUUCAGCACGGCUUACGUUUUUAUAUCUAUGUUCUUCAUCCUCUUGAUUAUAGACAAAGUUUGUUUAAGCAAGAUACUUAUCAUUUCGGUGUAGACGAUGCAGAUAGGGGCUGGCACCACUUUGUCUCUCAUCAAGAGCUUCUUGAAGACAGGUUUUUCGGGGGGCCUUCGGGCUCUACUCUCUUUCUUAGAGCUGGCUGCACUCCUGUAUGUGCUGCAGUCUCGAGGAGGAUAAGAACUCCUUGUCCCCCUGCACCACCUGCUGUUGCUGCUGCUGCUUCUGCUGCUUCUGCUCCUGCUGCUGCUGCUGCUGCUGCGCCUGCGCAAACUUCUGCCGCACUCGUUAAGCGCCAUCAGCACCAGAUGCAUCAUCAACAUCAGCAGCAGCAUCAGCAGCAACAUCAGGGGCACCUUGAGUCUCCGCGUCAGCAAGCAGCAGGAGCUGUUCAGAGUUCUGAGGCCGAUCCUGCUGCUGCUGCUGCUGCUGGAGCAGAAGCAGCAACAGCAACAGGAGGAGCGUCGGACGCCCCUGAAGGAGGAGCAACAGCACCAUCACCACCAGCACCAACAGCAGCAACAGCAACAGCAGCAGCUGCAGCAGCAGCAGCAGCAGGGAGCCUCGGUCGUUGCGGCCGUGGGUAUGUGGGGCUUAGGAACCACGGGGCAACCUGUUAUAUGAAUGCGCUGCUGCAGUCUCUCUACUUUAUUGGGAAGUUUCGUGAGGCUGUCUAUGCUCUGUCUUUUGAUGUACGAAGUACGUGCGGCCCCCGCAGUGUUGAUGUCUUAGAGCGUCGUCGCUGCAGACGCAAGAGAAGCAGAGGCUGCUGCUCAGCUGUGGGGCAGGAGAGGGUGAAGCGCGGAGAGGCCCCGGGGCCUUCAGCAGCAGCAGCAGCAGCAGCAGCUGCUGCUGCUGCUGCUGGGGGAGAGGAAGAUAUAGAAGAGAGGGAUUGCAACGGUAUUAGCUCUCAGCCAGAGGGACUCAUGGAUGUGGAGGGGCAGAGCCCCUCCUCAAGUCUAUCAGAGACAGAGACAGCUGGCGCUCCUGGUGCUGCCGCUGCUGCUGCUGAGGGAGGAGGAGGAGGAGGUGAAGGUAUAGGAGAGGUUGAUGAAGAGACAGGAGAAGGCAUGCUUGAGGAGAGCUCGGAGGAGACAGAUGAAGAUGUAUCAGAGUUAGAAGAGGCCGAAAUACGUGAUUUGCUGCACGAAGAAGAGAAAGGGAGACAGUCCCCUCCUCCUAUAUCUCUAGCUCUUCAGAAUUUAUUUGUAAGGUUGUUUACUGCAAGAGAAGCAGUAGGCUAUAAAGACUUAAUCCGUUCAUUUGGGUGGGAUCCAGCAGAUGCAUUUACACAGCAAGAUACACAUGAGCUGCUGAAGUUGCUGCUAGAUAAAGUAGAAGAACAGAUGAGAGGGACUCCAGCAGAGGGUAGCGUGAAGCGUAUGUUUGAAGGGGAGAUGGAGACAUAUGUAGAGUGUAUAGAUGUGGAUUAUAAGAGUGUAAGAAAGGAGGUGUUUGAGGAUAUAAACUUAGAUGUGCGGGGCUGCUCGGGGGUUAAAGAAAGCCUUAAACGCCUAGUGUCUCCAGAGCUUCUAGAAGGAGACAACGCUUACGAUGCUGAGCAGCACGGCAAACAAACUGCUAAAAAGGGCAUCCGCUUCGUCCGAUUUCCUCCUGUCUGCGUUUUCCUCCUCAAACGGUUUGACUUCGAUUUCGCUAGAAUGGACACGGUUAAGGUCUUCGACAGGUAUGAGUUCGAGAGGGAGUUGGAUCUCGAUGAAUUCUGCGAGGGCGCUGGGGUGUAUACGCUGCAUUCGGUGUCUGUACACCAGGGAGAUGUAAACUCCGGUCAUUACUACUCCUUCUUAAGGCCAGCCCCAGGCACUCAGUGGAUGCGGUUUGAUGAUGAGAAGGUCUAUCAUGUCAGUGAAUAUGCGGCUAUAGGAGACAACUUUGGGGGCGAGGAGUUGGAGUGCUAUAACUACCUGAGGGGUUUGUCUCUUCUCUGGGUGUCUCCUCUCCUUUACGGAGAGAGGAAGCCCCGUACGCGCAACAAACCGUACAAUGCUUACAUCCUUGUCUACGUGAAUCCCCAAAUACUGAAUCGGUGCCGGGCUGAGGAGCAGCUGAGGCGGCUUCGCACUUCGAUUCGAAACGCGCUUGAAAAGACUGUCCGGGUGAAGGUGUAUCAUCCUUUGCAGUUUAAAUAUCGGCCCUUCCUAGAGCUUCCUUAUUUAUCUAUCCCUCCGAUGUUGGAGUUGAAGCAAAGUAGAGAUGAUUUGCUGCAGCAGCUGCAUGCAUCAAUAACGCAUGAAUUGUCUCGAAUGCUGUACGGUGGAGGAGGAGGCCCUCGAGAGGGUGUGGGGCGGAGCAGCAGCGGCGACAAUGCUACCCCUGCAGCAGCAGCAGCAGCAGCAGCAGCAGCAACAGGAGGAGCAGCAGCAGGAUCGCCGCGCAUGCAGUUCGUGCUGCACUUGAUGGGUAGCUCUCCUGAGUCUCCUCGAUUUGAGCCUCUAGAGCUGACACCCAAUUCAUAUUUAGGAGACAUUUUGCGGAGAAAGGGGACAGGUGGAGGGACUGAGAUGGCUUUGUAUAUUUUAGCUGUUCCUGAGCCUUCACUUAUAGGGGGGCCCUCUCAACAUGAUGAGAUAGCUAGAUCUAGGUGUCUCCUUUUCAUUAAGUACUUCUCUGCUUACGCUCGAGCUGCAAGAGAUGUGCAUAUAGACAAGACAGGGCAUGUCGUCUCCAACCAGCAGCAGCAGCAGCAGCAGCAGCUCCAGCAACUGCAGCAGCAACAGCAGAUACUGCUGCAGCAUGGUGCUGCAAGGAAGGAGACAGGAAAAAACUCUGAGGAGGACUUUGUUAUUUGUCUCGACAUUAUUUAUGUCUCCUACGAAUGGAGGGUUCGGGACCUUGAGCCUCAUGUAUACCGCUUAAUUCAUCAGGCUAUGCAAGACGGAGUAAUAGAUGAAGGAUCAGCACGUGCUGCUGAGGUUUCGCGGAUUGUCUCCUUCUUGCCUCUAAAUUUACCUCGUCUUUCUUCUUGCUCUCCUUUCUCUUCUCCUUUGCAGCCCUUCGCUGACCCCACAGCAAAUCACCCGUCAUUACAGUGGACUCAAGGGGUCUCAGCAGCAGCAGCAGCAGCAGCAGAAGCAGCAGGGCCCCUUCCUUCAGGUGUCUCCUCGCUCCAGCUCAGUGCUUGCUUAGAGCUUGAAGCUACAGACAAAAUGCAGAAUAAUCGGCUAACCCCAAGAAAGACACUCCGCAACUCUAGGAUAUUCUCAGGGGAUCUGCUGGUUUACUCUUUAGAUUUACCUGCUGCAGUAGAGAAGUACAGAGAGCAGCAGCAGCAUGUGGGGUGUGGGGCGGAGGAUUUGCUGCCGCUGCAGUCAUACAGUCCCUCUUCUGCAGCAGAAGAGGGACACGCAUGUUUAGAAGCAGCAGCAGCAGCAGCAGCAGCAACAGCAGCAGCAGCAGGCGAGAAUAUCUCUUGCCUUGUACCCUGGGCCGGGGGGCCCCCUAAAGAAGUACGAGGAUUAAGUUUGCUACAGUUUGUCUCUGCUGCACAUGGGGGGUGUAUCCCUCCGUCUCCUCCUCCUCUUCCGCAGCAAAUUGCAAUAGACUUUGUUAAUUUUUGUACAGAUCUUCAGACAACAGAAAUAUAUCAUGUUCGUCUCUACGAUCCCUUCGAGUUUUUGGGGAAGGUGAUGUCUUCAUCGGGGUGUCUGCUGGCUUCUCCUUCUUUUGCUUCUUUUUCGGGUGUAGAGACAUCUUGUAGUUUAUUAUCUGAGAACUCUGUGGGUUCAAUGGGGCUUAUUGAAGGGGGCUGCAUGCAAGGAGGUGAGGAGACACCUGGAGUGUCUCCUUUGCUGCCGCAGCACCCCACAGCAGGCAGCGCAGCAACACUGGCCCCUCUUAGCGAGAGCAGCAGCAAAGAGAAUAUCGGGUUCAAACCAAAAGCUGAGGAGACACCUGAGGAGACCCUUCCUUCUCCUCCUAUUACAGAAGACAUUUGGCUGCAUAUGCCUAAGACAAAACCUAUUUGCAUUAAGGAGUUCUCUCUUAACGGAAGGCUCCCCGCCAGACGCGCGCUGCAGUGGAUCGCGUGGCACUUCGGAGUCGACCCGUGUCAGUUGCUGCUGUUUCCUGAGCCUCCUCUUUUAUCUUCACGAAAGGUGGUGCCUCUUGAUAUAGAUGCGCUGCUUGUCUCUUCUUCGGAUGUCUCCUGGGAGCAGCAGCAGCAGCAGCAGCAGCAGAUGAUGCUUGUGCAAAGGGGAGACAGAGAGACACCCUCUAAGAAGCAACUCACCCUCGAUGAGCUGUAUAUGCAGCUUCAGGCAGCGCAGUCUUGGCCCGGGUGUCUGGACAGGAGGAGAACUCUUGCUGCAGCAACAGCAGCAGCAGCAACAGCAGCAGCAGGUGCACCAGGAGCAGCAGCAGCAGCAGCAGCACGGCUACCUCGCGAGCUUCAUUUGUGUCUCCUGCCCGGCCACUUCCGUCUAUAUUCGCGUAUUAUCAACACCUCGGCUUUGCCUACGCAGCAGCAGCAGCAGCUGCAGCAGCUGCUGCUGCCGUCUCCUGUACCUGCUGCUGCUUCUCUAAAUGCGUCUCCCCCUCCUCUCCCCUCUACUGUCUUCACAUAUAUUUGUCUCGUCUUCUCCAGACAAGUUGAGCGCAUUGGCUGCGUCUUGGGGCAUAUUGCUGCAUGCAGCCCCGAAGGGAGGCCCCACACCGUAGCAGAUUUAAAGAGAGAUCUCCUCGCUCGCCUGUCUCCUUCAACUCUUCACAUGCUGAGACAAGACUUCUUAAACAGCAGCAGCAGCAGCAGCAGCACUACCACCAGCAGCAGCAGCGGUAGCAGCACGGUCCAUUCCAACAGGAACGCUGCAGCAACCCAAGCAGCAGCAGCAACAGCAGCAGCAGCAGCAGCAAACGAAGACAAGACAGAGGCAAAAGGCAUGCAAGAGGAGUUGGGGCCCCUCCGACUGUCUAUCUCUGAUUGCGCUCACCUUCUGAGGAUACCGAUGACAGAAGAAAUAUCCUGGCUUACGCACUAUGCUUCUGCCUCCCCAACUCGCAGCAGAGAGGGAAUAUCAAAUCUCUUAGCAGUGCCUUUUCGCUUGGAAGCUGACUAUACACCUGAAGAAAAAGAACUCAUUCGCACAGGGGCAAGACAGGUGCUGUUGGUGCAGCACCAAACGCCUGGGGACCGCGAGCCCUUUGGCUAUCCUUUUGAAAUCCUUGUAGAGGUAAACAGCAGCAGCAGCAGCAGCAGCAACAGCAGCAACAACAGCAGCAGCAGCAGCAACAGCAGCAGCAGCAGUAGCAGCAGUCACAGGAUAUAUUAA